Messenger RNA from Paracoccidioides brasiliensis Pb18, 312 nucleotides. RefSeq lists its product as uncharacterized. The coding region runs from base 1 to 312 and encodes 103 amino acids. The transcript has 2 exons. The record is from RefSeq and is a predicted model, not a curated record.
AUGCUCGUACGCUCGUAUUGCGCUAUUGAAAGUGUGGAAGGAUUCUUUUCACUUGAUAUCCAUACAGAGUUACAUGCAAAGUACGUGGAUGGUUUUGAGUGUCCCAACCACCCAUUACCAUGGACACGAACGGCCCAGAAUCCCAGCACAGCGGUCAGACUUCCGCAGCUAGUCCCGACAGUUGGGUUCAGAGCUGCUGGUGUGAGAAUCCUUGCAGAUGUCCCGCCCCAGUGGUCAGGGUCGGCAAAGAGUCUUGUCUUUGAAGAACUGGCUGGAAGACAUGCUAUCACUCCUUGCUACAAUGCGCCGUAA